Messenger RNA from Cadophora gregata, 417 nucleotides. RefSeq lists its product as uncharacterized. Lineage: Eukaryota; Fungi; Ascomycota; Leotiomycetes; Helotiales; Ploettnerulaceae. The record is from RefSeq and is a predicted model, not a curated record. The transcript has 2 exons. Bases 1 to 417 code for a protein of 138 amino acids.
AUGCCCCCUCUCCAACCCUCACGCGCCGUCCUGCGCGCCGCUCGCAACAUCCACAUCUCCUCCACCCGCACAACCGCCAUCCGUAGCUUCACCAGCACACCCUCCCGCGCGGCAGACACCACGGUAGACCCCAACGCCGCAGCAGAACACGCAGAAGAGGAGGCACACGAAGAACACGCACAUGAAGACCACUAUGAUCCACCUACUGGAUGGCUGUUUGGUGUUAAGCCCGGAGAGAAAGCGGAGAAGGAGGGGUGGGAGAAUGUUUGGAUGUAUGGGUUUUUUGGGAGUUUGGCAGCGGGAACGGUUGCUUAUGCGUUUAAGCCGGAUACUUCGAUACAAACCUGGGCCCUAGAAGAAGCACGUCGCCGGUUAGAAGUGGAGGGGAUCCUCAAGGAGCCAGAAAGUAAAUCAUAA